Messenger RNA from Tilletiopsis washingtonensis, 2719 nucleotides. RefSeq names its product chitin synthase 4. The record is from RefSeq and is a predicted model, not a curated record. Gene Ontology annotation, cellular component: cell septum; cell periphery. NCBI's taxonomy places the organism in Eukaryota, Fungi, Basidiomycota, Exobasidiomycetes, Entylomatales. The coding region runs from base 1 to 2694 and encodes 897 amino acids. The transcript is spliced from 23 exons. Gene Ontology annotation, molecular function: chitin synthase activity.
AUGCCGCCGCGGGCACGUCUCAACUCGGAUCCGCCGGAGCAGGCGCACGCCAGCUACCCGUCGUACACCGACGGCGCCGCCGAGCAGCCGUCGUACGCCGGCCCGUACGACCACUACGCCGAGCCGAGCUAUGCCGCGGCGCCGCACGACGUGUACGCCGCCGCGCCCGCCUAUCCGCCGCCGGCGCCGUACGGUGCUGCCGGGCGGCGCUCGAGCGACGGGCGCGAUCCGUUUUCGGGCGAGGGCGGCGACGCCCCGCUGCUGCCGCGCACGGGCAGCUACGCAUACGCGCCGGCGUCGGCGUUCGACGAGGACGGCCACCACGUGGGCCCGCAGUUUGUCGGCGGCUUUGCGCCCGACGAGGAGGACGACGAGGACGGCGGGGCGCCGCCGCGCCGCGGCCGCUUCGGCUCAGACGUCGGCGGCAGCCCGAUGCCCGGCGGCUUCCUCGAGGAGGGCGCUGCGCCGGGCAUCCGCUACGGCCGCAUCCCGCAGCGCGUGCCGCGCCGGUACAAGACGCUCAAGCGCGUCGAGCUGUACCACGGCAAUCUCGUGCUCGACUGUCCCGUGCCCGGGCGCCUGCUCGACCGCCUCAACGACCGCGAGAGCCGCGAGUUUACGCACAUGCGCUACACGGCCGCGACGUGCGACCCGGACGAGUUCAAGGACGAGCGCUACACGCUGCGCCAGGUGCUCUUCGACCCGCCGCGGCGGACGGAGCUAUUUAUUGUCCUGACGAUGUAUAACGAAGACGAGGAGCUCUUUACGCGCACCAUGCACGGCGUCAUGACGAACAUUGCGCAUCUGUGCACGCGCGAGCGCUCCAAGACGUGGGGCAAGGAGGGCUGGAAGAAGGUCGUGGUGUGCAUCGUCAGCGACGGGCGGAUGAAGAUCAACAGCCGCACUUUGAGUGUGCUCGCGGCGAUGGGCGUAUACCAGGAGGGCGUCGGCAAGAACGUCGUCAACGGCAAGCCCGUCACGGCGCACAUCUACGAGUACACCGCGCAGCUGUCCGUCGACCCGUCGCUCAAGUUCCGCGGGCGCGAGAAGGGCAUCAUGCCCGUGCAGAUCCUCUUCUGCUUGAAGGAGCGCAACCAGAAGAAGAUCAACUCGCAUCGCUGGUUCUUCAAUGCGUUCGGCUCCGUGCUGCAGCCCAACGUGUGCGUGCUGCUCGACGUCGGCACGAUGCCGCGCCCGAAGAGCAUCUACCACCUGUGGAAGGCGUUCGACAUCAAUUCGAACGUGGCGGGCGCGUGCGGCGAGAUCGUCGCGCUCAAGGGCAAGUACGGCCAGGGCAUCUUCAACCCGCUCGUCGCCGCGCAGAACUUUGAGUACAAGAUGUCGAACAUCCUCGACAAGCCGCUCGAGAGUGUCUUUGGCUUCAUCUCGGUGCUGCCGGGCGCCUUUUCCGCAUAUCGCUACAUCGCGCUCCAGAACGACACGACCGGGCAGGGCCCGCUCGCGAGCUACUUCAAGGGCGAGACGCUGCACGGCGGCAACGCCGACGCGGACAUCUUCCAGAGCAACAUGUACCUCGCCGAGGACCGCAUUCUGUGCUGGGAGCUGUGCUCGAAGCGCGACUCGGCGUGGGUGCUGCACUACGUCAAGUCGGCGCAGGCGGUGACGGACGUGCCGGACCAGGUGCCCGAGCUCAUCUCGCAGCGCCGGCGCUGGCUGAACGGCUCCUUUUUCGCGGGCAUCCACUCGAUUGUGCACUUUGCGUACAUCUACCGCUCGUCGCACUCGUUUUGGCGCAAGUUUUUCAUCCACAUUGAGCUGCUGUACCAGACGAUCCAGCUCCUCUUCUCGUGGUUCGGCAUGGCGAACUUCUACAUUGCCUUCUACAUCCUCACGCGCGCCGUGUCCGAGCUCGUGCCGGCGCUCACCAUCCCGAACAUCAUCCUGUCGUACAUCUACCUCGCGUUCAUCAUCUUUUGCUUUCUGCUCUCGAUGGGCAACCGCCCGGCGGGCAGCAAGUGGGGCUACACGCUGAGCAUGGUCGUGUUUGCCGUGGUGACGCUGUACAUGACGGCGGCGGCCAUCUACCUCGCCGUGCGCAGCAUCAUGGACGCGAGCAGCUCCGCCGACGGCGCCGAGUCGCUGCUGCGCAGCCAGAUCUUUGUCAACAUCGUCGUGUCGCUCGCGGCGACGUACGGCAUCUGGCUGAUUGCGAGCCUGCUGUUCUUUGAGCCGUGGCACAUGUUCACGUCGAUCAUCCAGUACCUGCUCAUGGCGCCGUCGUUUGUCAACGUCAUCAACAUCUACGCGUUCUGCAACGUGCACGACGUGUCGUGGGGCACCAAGGGCUCGGACAAGGUCGAGACGGACCUCGGCGUCGUCGGCAACGCCGGCGGCAAGAACACCGUCGACGUCGCGAUCCCGACGGACAGCAAGGACCUCAACUCGGCGUACGACGACGCCGUGCACGUGCUCUCGACGAAGGCGCCCGUCGAGGUGCGCACGGUCGAUGCCGAGACGAAGCAGAAGGACUACUACGCGACGAUCCGCACCAACGUCGUGCUCCUCUGGUCGCUCACCAACGCCGGCCUCGGCAUCGGCAUCCUCAACGUCGAGUCGAACCGCGUGCGCCUCACGUACAUGGCGUUUCUGCUCUACAGCGUCGCCGCGCUCGCGGGCAUCCGCCUCGUCGGCUGCAUCACGUAUCUCGUCAAGCGUCUCUUUGCCGGCGAGUAGUGGGAUGGGUGGCGGGAUGGAGGUG